AUGGUUGUCCAGGUUACCAGAGUGAUGUUUGCCCUCAUGCUCAGUUUGUUUCUGGCAGUUUCGUCUCCCAUUUGGCCGCUGACUCCUGCAGUGGCCUUCCAGCUGCAACCCUGCCAGCUCGUCAACCAGACGGUGUCUGUGGAGAAAGAGGGCUGUGCCACGUGUCACCCGGUGGAAACAACCAUCUGCAGCGGCCACUGCAUCACCAAGGACCCUGUCAUCAAGAUACCGUACAGCAAAGUGUACCAGCAUGUGUGCACGUAUCGGGACUUUUACUACAAGACCUUUGAGCUUCCCGACUGUCCUAGCGGUGUGGAUCCCAUGGUCACCUACCCCGUGGCUUUGAGCUGUCACUGCAGCCGCUGUGCCAUGGACACGUCCGACUGCACCUUUGAGAGCCUGCAGCCCGACUUCUGCACGAAUGACAUACCUUUCUACUACUAG
Scomber scombrus (Atlantic mackerel) is the source of this 444-nucleotide messenger RNA. Its product is annotated as gonadotropin subunit beta-2. Bases 1 to 444 code for a protein of 147 amino acids. Lineage: Eukaryota; Metazoa; Chordata; Actinopteri; Scombriformes; Scombridae. Gene Ontology annotation, cellular component: extracellular region; cytoplasm. Gene Ontology annotation, molecular function: hormone activity. Gene Ontology annotation, biological process: G protein-coupled receptor signaling pathway; ovulation. The record is from RefSeq and is a predicted model, not a curated record. The transcript has 3 exons.